This is a messenger RNA of Nematocida parisii ERTm1, 1542 nucleotides long. RefSeq lists its product as uncharacterized. Bases 1 to 1542 code for a protein of 513 amino acids. Gene Ontology annotation, cellular component: plasma membrane; cell junction; cortical actin cytoskeleton. NCBI's taxonomy places the organism in Eukaryota, Fungi, Microsporidia. The record is from RefSeq and is a predicted model, not a curated record. Gene Ontology annotation, biological process: actin cytoskeleton organization. The transcript has a single exon. Gene Ontology annotation, molecular function: actin filament binding.
AUGCAAAGGGAAGAGACUUGGGAGACCGUGCAAACAAAAACAUUUGUAAAUUGGAUAAAUUCCAAACUGGAAAAGGGUGAAGCGCGAUACAAAGAAGAGUCUGCAGUUGCGGCAUUUUCAUUUAAAAGAGUAAUCGAUCUUAAAAGAGAUCUUCAAGACGGAAUAGUUCUGCACUCUUUAUUAUAUUCGGCGACAGGAUCAAUAUUAAGAUUUAAUGCUAAGCCUGUCUUGGUCGUGCACAAAAGAGAGAACAUUGAGAGAAUCAUUGAGUAUUUGAAACAGAAUGGAGUAGAGAUGGUAAACAUUGGCGCUGCUGAUAUUCAGGAGGGGAGCAUAAAGCUCACUCUUGCUUUAAUUUGGAGGUUCAUUAUGGCAUUCUCUCUUCGGGAAAUACGAGAAAAUGGAGAAAGUAUACAUGAAAGAAUUCUUAAGUGGUGCCAGAGAAAAACAGCAAAUUAUGGAGUAAGUAUAAAAGACUUUGGAAGCAGCUGGGUAGAUGGAAAAGCCCUGUCUGCAUUGGUGCACUCUGAUGUUGGUGGGUUUGUUUUUGAUGAUGGGAAGGCCAAAGACAUUUCAGAAAGGGCCUUUGCCCUGGCUGAGGAGUAUCUUGAGGUGCCUGCUCUGAUUAGUGCUAAUGAUCUGGUCAAGGGAGUGUGUGACGAGAAGUCUCUUCUAACAUAUUUAAUAGAAUAUUAUACGGCAUCUAUUAAGAGCGGAGGAAAGAUUAAGCGAAAGAUUGCAGAAAGAGCAGCACAGCAUGCAACAAAGGGAAUUAUGCAUGCCGAAGAACAGCUUGGCGCAUUGUGCACUUUAUUGCAGAAUGAAAUUCCUGAGUUGGAGAAGGCAAAGAAAGAAUUAGACAUGAGGUAUACCAAAAUAAGAAUGGCUGAGCAGAAUGCAAUCCGAACCGCCAUGGCAUAUAUUAUACAGUAUGACAUACUGAAUAGAAUUAAGCAGCCAUACACGCCCACGGUAAUAUCUCUUCCUGGCUUCUUUACUAGCAUUCCUGUGGUGGGGGUUUCUGACUGCCUUUCUGUUAGGGAAACUCUUUCUGGAUGGAAUGUUUCAGAGGGGAAAGAAGAGAAUAAUGAGCUGCAGCUUUUCUUUGAUAAAAUAUUUGAUCAAAUAAUAGGAAUGUCUGGAUGUGUAACUUUCCUUGGCGCAGUUGAACUGCUUAAGAUGAUUAGUGUGCAGAUCGAAGAGAAGAUUUCUCCAAAGAGCAAACUUUCUCUUGAUGCUCUCUCUUUUUCUUCUAUUGAAACCAGCCGUGUUAUAAGAGAAAGGCUUGAAUGGGUGCUAUUUGAGGUAAAAGAUGGGAUACGGCGAUUUAAUGAAGCAUUUUCUGAAGAGAUUUCUCAAGAGAAGGCUUACAUAUGCACUCCUUUGUCAAUUGAAAUGCAGUCUAUUUCCCUUCCAUGCCCACACAAAAAUGAAUGGGCGCUAAUCGGCGGGCGUGAUGCAUACGCCAGAAUAUUAUCUGAGAGUAUGCCGGCAGCAGGAGCAAAGGAGUUUACACCAAUUGCACCAGAAUCUGAAAAAUAA